AUGCUCCUUGGGAAUAGCUUUCACUUACUCCAGCCAGUCAUACAGACAGCUUCAUACUCCAUCACGUCUUUUGGCCAUGAUGCUCCAAGGGUCCGGGAACUGUUAAUCCAGAUAGCCCUUUCGGACUUUUCACCUUCAUCUACAGCAGUUCUGAAAUCUGCUCUAGCACUCGCAUCCUUCCAUCGCGCCAACCCACCCCAAACAACCGCCCAGUAUAAAGUAGCCGCUCUGCGAAAACUAGCAGGGUCAACACAAGGUCGCAUCAGUGUUACCGAUUCAGCCUGCCACAUAGCAGCUGGCAUGAUACUGAGCACGCUAGAGAUACAGCAAAACUCCAUGAAGUCAAGCCAUUGGCUAUGGUAUGCUUGUGGCGCUGCCAAGAUCGUCAAGACAGCUGGGCUAGAUGUGGAUAACCUCGACCACGAUACAGCUGCUCUUGUGGGCUGGGUACACUAUUAUAAUACUUUAUCUAGGUUCAGCCUGCGCCACUGGCAGCCACAUAUCACGCUUGAUCCCGAUGACGCUGCUGAUUCGUUUCAUCCAGUUGUAUGCGGUAACGGACAGCCCGAGAGUCUUACAGGAGCGCCGCAUGAGAUAUUAUACCUUCUGUCAGAAGCUUUCAACGCCGUGACAGUGCCUUCCGACCCGCGUUAUGAAACUAAGGCUCAUAGAAGCCAUCUCGAAAUACUAGAUUGGAAGCUGCGCAACCUUGAGAAGAAGGUGCCGGACAACAACGCUUCUGCUGAUACAACACAUCCAGGAUUUGAUCUGGUGGUCGAGCUGUACCGUUUAUCUACUCUGAUCUAUCUCAGGCGAGCUUCCGCAGGAAUUCUCCAACUAGAUCAAAAGUUCACAACGUGGGUCGGACAGGCAUUUGAAUUGCUUGAACAACUACCUGCCUGUCAAUGGCCAUUCCCUUUGCUUGUCUUUGGCUGCGAGGCAGAAAGCGAUAGGCAAAGGACGAUCAUUCUGGAAGUUAUGGAGAGGACGACUGAAAACAUGCAGUAUAGAAACAUUGCGACUGUUAAAAGGGUUGUUGAAACGGUCUGGGUGCAAAAGGACUUGUAUACGGAAGAUAUGAAUUAUGUUCGGAAGUUGGGUGUUAUUCUGAGCUCGACUCAUAAGUCGGUACCAGCGUUUAUAUAA
Fusarium odoratissimum NRRL 54006 is the source of this 1146-nucleotide messenger RNA. RefSeq lists its product as uncharacterized. Bases 1 to 1146 code for a protein of 381 amino acids. The record is from RefSeq and is a predicted model, not a curated record. NCBI's taxonomy places the organism in Eukaryota, Fungi, Ascomycota, Sordariomycetes, Hypocreales, Nectriaceae. Gene Ontology annotation, biological process: positive regulation of transcription by RNA polymerase II. Gene Ontology annotation, molecular function: DNA-binding transcription factor activity; transcription cis-regulatory region binding. The transcript is spliced from 3 exons. Gene Ontology annotation, cellular component: nucleus.